AUGGCGUUUGGAAUGAAAACUACGAUAGUGUCAAUGGCCAUAAUUAUAAUGAUAGUAGCAACGACCGCCACCGAAGCUGAUGGCCGAAUUCAUAUCCGACGGAGCUUAGCUGAUUUUGGUGGAGGUUGUUGCAACGUCUUCAUUCACACUUGUUGUUUUCCUCACCAUUAACUUCUUCAUUUCUUAUUAUAUAUAUAUAUUUUCCCUUUCUCCAAGCUAUAUAUUUAGAUAAGUGGGAGAUUGAACAUAAUUAAACAUGGAUUAGCGAUGUAUAUACGAGCCAAGUCUGUUAUA
Capsella rubella is the source of this 294-nucleotide messenger RNA. RefSeq lists its product as uncharacterized. The coding region runs from base 1 to 171 and encodes 56 amino acids. Lineage: Eukaryota; Viridiplantae; Streptophyta; Magnoliopsida; Brassicales; Brassicaceae. The transcript has a single exon. The record is from RefSeq and is a predicted model, not a curated record.